Bipolaris victoriae FI3 is the source of this 510-nucleotide messenger RNA. RefSeq lists its product as hypothetical. The record is from RefSeq and is a predicted model, not a curated record. The transcript is spliced from 4 exons. Lineage: Eukaryota; Fungi; Ascomycota; Dothideomycetes; Pleosporales; Pleosporaceae. The coding region runs from base 1 to 510 and encodes 169 amino acids.
AUGCCCGAAGCCUCUCCAGGUGCGCUGCGGUCUAGUCUCGCGGGCGUCGCACUCACCGGCGGCGGUGGCGGCACGCUGGGAACAGGGCGCGCCUCGGGGGGCAUCCAGCCGUGUAUACACUUAGCAUGGCCAUCCAUCAAAGCUCCCAAGCGGGUCCUUGAGGGCAAAACGGUCGCGAUGCUGCCGGCGUCUGGGGGGAGGGGGUACAUGUGUCGAUGGAAGGAUGGGCACCCGUCUGCAACGCCUACUUACUACCCGUCCGUUCCAGGAGCUCAGGCCAUGGUUCAGCACGCGUCAGGCUCCGUCCCGUCAGUGUUUCGUCCAAGCGACUGCGCAAAAAGAGAGGGCCGUUUCGUAUCGUCACACUGGCCGUCUUGCACAGUCUCCACUCGCACCUUGACAUCUGCCCAUCGUGGUGUACAAGACUACUCUACGACGCUUGUGCCUUCAUCUACUGUCAUUGCCACUACCGCCCGCCAGGCGAACCACAACACAGCAAACUGCCGGUGA